AUUGCCCUAGUAAACAAUUCCAACGUGUUUUCAAUUUCUGCCAAAAAUGAAAGGAAGAAAAGGACCUAACCGAUUUAGACAAGAAAAGGAUGAUGCCAAAUUCGAAACUGAAGCAUUUGCCUAUCUGAAUGAAGACACAGAUGCUGAUACAGGCAGACUGAACAAAAUAAAGCGUUUUGAUAGUGAUGAUGAACUGUCACUUUCAGAGCAUGAAGACUCAGGUCCAGAAGACAACCCUGUGGAAGAUGCACCAGUUGACGAUACUGGUAGUGACGAUGAGGCCCCAGAAGAUGUUGGUUUCCAUGACAGUAAGCAGUCCGUUCUUGCCCAGCUCAAGUCAGCCAUGAGACAGGUGGACACGGGGAAGGCUCGUAGGAAGGAGCUCAGGAAAAAGAUGGAUGCUCAGUUUAAAGAGCAAAAGGCGAAGAAGAAGGAAGACCUUGCCAAGUCAAAACUGCCUGAAGAUUUCUUGGAAAGCCUUGAUGAGAAAAUACCACAAAAAUCUAAAGUGGUCAAAGGGAAACGGAAGCAGAAAAAACUUGAAGAAUCUGGAAAUUCCGAGGAAGAUGAAACAAUAAAAUCUGUUCAGAAGAAGAUCAAGAUCUCUUUCAAAGAGGACUUCAUUUCACUGACUGACAGUGUGAGUGGUGUCGAGGUGGCAGAUGUCAGGAAGGUGGAGAAACGAGGUCAGUCCCAGGUCCAGACUGCAGCAGACUUCCGAAAUAACAGGCUGUACGGCACCCAUGUACGCAGGGAAUCCAACAAGAAAAGAAUGGCAAAAGCAGAGAAGAGAAAACAGAUAGGAAGAUGAAAGAUGUUUAUAAGCAUCUUCAAUGUAAUUGACUUGUACAUGGAAAAGACUCCUGUCCAGCCGUAUUCUAACAUUCACAGGACAGGCUAGCUGAGUUAAUGGCUUCAUAUGGGACUUCAGUGAAAAGAAUGCUCCAGUUCCAGUGUAUAUGUUCUAAGAUACUUGUCAGAAACAGUUCAUAGGAAUAUCAAAGUGUCUCUUGUUCAUAUAAGAUAUUUUAUGUUUAACAUCAUUUGUUAUUUGUAAUUUUGUUCUCAGUCUCAUUUUCAAAUGUUUGUUCGCAAUAGAGCUCCUAUAUGACUACCGGUAUGUUUUAUGAAUAAAAGAAGCAUUUUUAUUAAAUUUCUCCCAAAAUAAAAAAUUUUGUUCAAUAUUUGACCCAAUAAAACGCUGUAGCCCUUUUAAGAUGCACUAUUACUCCCAAAUAUGAUUUGCCGUAUUUAGUGUUUUAAUUUACGAAAAAGGAUUAAAAAAUAUCAGAAACAAUGGUUCUUAUGAAGGAUACUGUGUUUGAUUUGAAAGAAAGGUGCAGAAAACACGGUAUUUUUACCAUAUGAGACGAUAGUAGUUCACAGUAAAUCUUAGCAUUCACCAAUCAUUUGCGUUUUCAGCUAUUAAAUACACGGUUAUUAUCUUGUUAUCAAUAUUUAAUAUUUUCCAUAAAUGCAUUAUUUAGUAAAUAGUUGAAGGUUUA
Mya arenaria is the source of this 1505-nucleotide messenger RNA. RefSeq lists its product as uncharacterized. The coding region runs from base 47 to 811 and encodes 254 amino acids. NCBI's taxonomy places the organism in Eukaryota, Metazoa, Mollusca, Bivalvia, Myida, Myidae. The record is from RefSeq and is a predicted model, not a curated record. The transcript is spliced from 6 exons.